This is a messenger RNA of Dinoponera quadriceps, 6907 nucleotides long. It is a transcript of the gene Efa6, whose product is annotated as PH and SEC7 domain-containing protein 1. Lineage: Eukaryota; Metazoa; Arthropoda; Insecta; Hymenoptera; Formicidae. Gene Ontology annotation, molecular function: guanyl-nucleotide exchange factor activity; phospholipid binding; protein binding. The record is from RefSeq and is a predicted model, not a curated record. The transcript is spliced from 13 exons. Gene Ontology annotation, biological process: regulation of ARF protein signal transduction. Bases 1135 to 4629 code for a protein of 1164 amino acids.
UCGUGCUGCCUGCGACCCUUCGACCUCCUGUCGAAGGAACGGUCCCCCGGGAGCGGCAGAUUCGAUUAUAUCGAAUAUAUUCCCCUCCGCCAGGUGAUGACCGCUCCCUUUUGCGAUUCCGACGAAAUAAUUAUGUAACGGACGAAAAGAGAGAGAGACUGGCUCGGUAUUAUUAAGAGAAAGAGUGGGAGGGAGCACUUGGCGAUUAGUUCGUAUUAUUAUAUCGCGUCACCGAGGGGGUUGAGUCUUCUAUUUUGUUAUUUCAUCACUCCAAACAGUCAUCAUCUUAUACAAUAAGCAUUUUAUCAAUAUAUAAAAGAUCAUCCGAUGCGGUGAAAAUUGCGGCGAUAUUGCUGCGAUAUUCUGAUGUUAUAAACAUUGUUGCUCAUUUUGCCUGAAAGAGAACGCAAUUAAUCCGGAAUUAUUGUAGCAAUAAGAAGUCAAUAUUUUGAUUGAAAUUAUGGCGUAAUAAAUGAAUGUUCCUUAAAACAAGUAUAUUUUAAACAUAUUGUGCCGUUGCAAUGGUAUCACAAAGAAUACAUUAAAUGUUUGCAUAUUAUGCCUAACAUUUCUGUCUACAGCCCGGUUUUUCAUUUUCCGAUUAACUUGUGGUUGAGACUUAAACUAGUGAUAGUACAAAAAUCGUGUUUUUCUAUUCAUAGUUAAUCAUGCAACCGAUGGUUUUGUAAAGGUAACUUUAAAAACUUAAUGAUUAACCAUGAAUAGAACAAUAAUUUUCAUGUCAUCAUCAUUAAGCCUAAAUCGCAAGUUAAGCAGAAAAUGAAAAACCUGGACUGUCUGGGGUAUGGUCAGUUAUAAAAAAGUUGAAACUUUUUUUUCUACGAAUUUCGCAACGCAUCUCGUGAUCAAUAGAAAAAUUAGUCUCUCUUGAGAAUGACUAAAAAAACAAAUUCUCCCAUUCGAUACGGGGUGCGUUUUGAAACUUAUAAAGAAAGUGUCGUAACUUUUUUGUGACUGACCGUGCAGUAAGUGGCAGAAAGGCAGAACGACACUUUCACCCUGAUGCAACGUCAGAGUGCAUUCGAUAUCCAAUAGGGGGAAACUUCUCUGAAUAUUACUAGAAAGAAAUCCUCCCAUUGGACAGAGACGCAUUGCGAAAACUCAUUGAAGAAAAUGUUGCGAACUUCUGCCAUUGACUGUGUGGCUGCGUUCCGAUAUUCACUGCCAGUACUGAAAAUCCAUAUACAGUGUAGUUCAUGUAGUUCAUGUUACAUAUGUUAUAGAUUUUCAGUAUUGCCAGUGAAUAUCGGAACUCAGCUUAUGUACAUGAUGGGUUAUAUGGUGGUCGAGGCUGGCGACGUGAUACUCAGGGUGAACGAAGUCGAUGUCAACCGAUUUAGUACGAAGGAAGUACUAAAAUGCCUGCGGCUCUCUUCGGACCCUGUCACUCUGAAGCUGCGAAGAGAUCCUGCAGUGAAGGCGCACGUCCGUCGCCUGCUGUCGCCUGGACAACCCACCAACGAGGAGGAAUCCACUACGGAGUCUUCCAAAGAGAAUCCUCCUCCGGUAAGCAAAGAGGAUAAGGAGUUGGCGGAGGUGCCCUCCGCAGGCUCGCCGACGCCGGUAACGAUGACAGCAGCGACGAGGAGCAACGGCUCGUGCAGCGACGCCUCCGUCUCGUCGGAAUUGGAGGCGCUCCUGCCGGCCGCCGUAGACCACUUCAAAGAAGAGGAAAGAUCUCAAUGGGAGCCUCUCGGCACGAGUGGCGAAAAAUUCACCCGGCAGAAGAACACACCUAGGUUCGAGGCGUACAUGAUGACCGGCGAUCUGAUGCUCAACCUCUCUCGCACUCAGCAGAGCAGCAACCUGCUACCGAAGCAGCAGCAGCAGCAACAGCAUCAGAAGAAGAUCGACUCCCUUAGGUACAAUCCCAACCACCACUCUUACACCGUCACCACCACCACCACCCACCACAAUCACCACCACCACCAUCAUCAUCACCACCAGCACCACAACUCGGUGCCCAGCAGCCCCAACGACAACACGUUGGCGCACCAUCAUCAUCACCAACAUCACCACUAUCACCAACGCGCUACUUACAAGUCCUCUAGCUCGGCUAGCACGUCGCCCGUGGGCACCGGUAGACGCGACGGGGCGCAGGGUGCCCCAGGCUCGCACCAGAUCGACUCCAGCAACAAGAAUACCCCCUCGAGCUUCGGUUUCGUUCGAACCUCGCGGUCGGAGGAUCACUUGCAGUUCCAAAAAGACCCCUCUAUGAGCGCCGUGGAUAUCGACAUCGACGACGACGUCACCAGCAGCCUAAAUACCCUGUUGGACCCGCGACCGGAAAUCGGUCUUAUGCCUAACGAGAGGAUCGUCUGGACGUAUAACGCGCCCGUCAGCUCGCCCGCCGCCUCCUGCUGCCAAAACGGCGGCUCUUCCUCCUCCUCUUCUUCUUCCUCUUCAUCCUCUUCAUCAACCAGUCCUCAGCGUUCGCUGUCCCCUGCCUCCCCCACCUCCGUCUCUUCCUCCGUCAUGUCCUCCAACUCUGGCUCGCGCAGGUUCCCGCCGGCACAGACGAUUCCUGGAGUCUCCGGGGUCUCUGGCACCCCGGGCGGGCUUCUACCGGCGAACGGUGAUCUCAGCCAGUCGGAGGCCAUCAGCAACAUGUCAAGUCCGGACUAUAACGACGAAGAGACCAUGGAUAUCCUCAGCGCGAGGGAUAUCAUGAUGGUGAGCGACCCCAGCGACAGCGACUCCACUAUCUUGGCGAGCGAACCACCCCAAAGGAGGCUGAAGAGCAGCAACCCCCAAGACAGCGGCAGCGAUCACAGAAUCGUGAUACAAGUCAAGGGUCCCGACAAAGAAGCCGCCGCCGCGCCGAGAAACACGAGUCCCAGACAAGCGAGGAGACGAGGCAAUCCUGGAAAUGCUGAACUCACGCCUCCUCCUGCUGCCGUGCAGAAUCUGCCGAGGACGCAAACUGCCGCGGUGACGGGGGUCACGACGGGGUCAGUGGCACCGGAACACGUUGGCUAUCAGGAGCUGAAGGAAUGCGAGGACGACAAAGACGCCUCGACGGUGUUGUACGACGAGCAGAAAGUAGGGCACGGGGGUGGCGGGGUGUCGCCGCCGCAGUCGGCCGACGAGGAGAGCGACAUCGAGAGCCUGCACAGCUUCCACUACAGUCCAAAGGCGGUGGACCUGCCAUCGGCCGUACGGUUGGCCAAGCGUCUCUACUCUCUGGACGGUUUCAAGAAGUCCGACGUCUCCAGGCAUCUCAGCAAAAACAACGACUUCAGCAGAGCCGUGGCCGAGGAAUACCUGCGUUACUUCAACUUCGAGUGCGAUACCCUGGAUGUGGCUCUUAGGAAAUUCCUCGCCCAGUUCUCCCUCACGGGAGAGACUCAGGAGAGGGAGCGGGUCUUGGUACAUUUCUCCAAGAGGUUUUUAGACUGCAAUCCCGGCACUUUCAAUUCUCAGGAUGCCGUUCACACGUUGACUUGCGCGAUAAUGUUGCUCAAUACGGAUCUGCACGGCCAGAACAUCGGCAGGAAGAUGUCGUGCUCGGAGUUCAUCGAGAACCUGUCGGAGCUCAACGACGGCGACAAUUUUCCACGGGAGGUGCUCAAACAGCUCUACAACGCCAUCAAGUCCUUUCCUCUCGAGUGGGCCCUGGACGAAGAGGGGGAUGAAACGACGACUCAGGUGAUCCAGCAGGGCGACGGGCCGGCGAUCGCCGGCACCGGAAAUCCAUUUCUCGACGUGCCAAAUGUCACAGGCGCCACGGAGUUCAAGAAGGGUUACGUUAUGCGAAAGUGCUGCUACGACUCCAACGGCAAAAAGACUCCGUUCGGCAAGCGCGGAUGGAAGAUGUAUUACUGCACGCUGCGCGAACUGGUGCUGUAUCUGCACAAGGAUGAGCACGGUUUCCGCAACGAUAGCCUGCACAACGCGAUACGCAUCCAUCACGCGCUCGCUACCAAGGCGUCUGACUACACGAAGAAGCAGCACGUCUUCCGCCUGCAAACCGCCGACCAGGCCGAGUACCUCUUCCAGACCAGUGACUCGAAGGAGUUACAAUCGUGGAUUGACACUAUCAACUUUGUGUGCGCGAGCUUCUCGUGUCAGCCUCUGGCCGGUGCCGUGGGCUCGCAGCGCAAAUUCCAACGCCCGUUGUUGCCUUGCAGCCACACUAAACUGGAUUCCAGAGAGCAGUUGCGGGACCACGAGGACAGGGUCAACAGGUUGGAGGCGGAGUUGGACGAACACAGGAGGCAUCCGCCGGAGAGGAGUGCCAAAGCUCUCACUGUACAGAAUUAUAAGGAAAAGGACGCGUAUCUUCAUCACGAGUUGAAACGAUACAAGACGUACGCUUAUCUCCUGCGUUCUCGGCUGGCGUUCAGCGAGGUGGAGCCUUCCUCGCUGGCGGAGAGCAGCAUUGGCGAGGUAGACGAGAGUGGAGGCUUAGGUGGGCCUCUGGUGAACGUUACGGCAACGGAAAUGGGAGGCGGCGGCGGAAUUGGCGGCAGCCUGGUGCCACCGCCGGUCCCUGAGCGACCCAACGCCAAUAGGUACAGUUACCGGGCUGCCAUUUACAGUCGUAACCUGCUCAACGGCCAACAACAACAGCAGCAGGAGCAGCAUGCCUCAUCCGACAUUGGUUGACGCGUUAUGGGUGUGCUUUCAGCGUGUGUGGUCUAGUCUGACCCCGGUAGUGCUGGUGGUGUGGUGCUCUGGUGGUGGUGCCGAUGGUGGUGCUGGUGGUGGUGGUGCUGUUAUCAGUUUGACAGUUGACGCAAACUAACGAUAUACCCCUCUGGGUGGCGUGUCGCACUUGGAAACUGUAAUCCGUAGUUUUUCUGUGUACAUUCAUUUAUACAGUGGCGUAACUAUCGAUAUAGAAACGCGGGAAGGUCCUAGAGACCCGUCUCCUUCCUAGAUAUUCAUGGUACCUUCGAACUUUUAACCUUUUCUUUUUUGCUAAGGAAUUCUUUCGCUUCUUCAGAAUUUGUCUGCCAUUGUACCUCCGUUUCUUUUCUUUCUCUCUUUCUUUUUCGAUCUUGUUUUGUUUUUGAGAAAUUUCAAACGCCAAUUUGUGCGCGUCUUGCAUUCGAAUUCCUGUUUCAUUAUUCUCACUUUAAAUUGCAACAAUUGCUUCUCAGUCAGUUUUCUUUAUUAAUAGUAACUACGCCACUGACCACCACCGUUGACCGUUUACGGUAUCAUCUGUUUGAUAAUCGCGACAGCUAUUACGCCAUUUUACAUGCUCUAAUGUGUACCGCAAUUCAUCUCAUUGAUUCACCGAAUGUUCAUGAUUGAUAUCUUCAUUUAUUCGCGUGGUAUUCUUAUUUAACUCAUUAAUGGCAUAGCAUAGACGCACAGGGUACUUCUACAUCCCUUCGGCGAGCUUCCGCAGUGAAUUGUUCACGUUGCAGCAAACAAAAAAAUGUUGAAAUUUGUUUAUUGCAUUGUGAAGAAUUCACUCCAGAAGUUUGUCAAAGGAAUUGAGAAACACCCUGUAUUUGUUUAACCCAUUAACGACUCCAUUACGUACGGCCAAUGAAGAACAAUGGAGUUCCCGAAAAUACAUGUAUUUUCUAUAGAUAUAUCGAUUAGUCUUGAAAAUUCAGGUAAGUGUCCAUUAUAAGCAUUUUGUCAAAUGAAGAGAAAAAAAGCCUGAAUACUUCGCUAAAUCGCGUUUACUAAAGAAUUCUUUGAAGUUAAUUUUUCGAUAUUCUCGAUUCCUUAUUUUUCUUUUUCUCGUUUCUCUCUUUUUUUCUGCUUUCUGACGAUCUUAAUUUAUUCUUCCGCAAAGUAUCGUGUUUCACAACUGAAAAUAUAUAGAAAGAUAUUUCAACUACUUUCUUUCACUAUAUUGUUAGUUUGCGCCCGAAUAUUAGUAACAUUAUACAAAUUGAAAUCUCAGAUAUAUACCGAAUGAGAGCUGAGGGAGGUGCUGUUAAGACUGAAUAGAGAAAAGCGUGUGAGCCGUUUUGCGACCGCAGAAAAGAGAAAAACGACGACCUACGAUCUUUUAAUUAUUUUGACACGGUCAUUGACCUUGUAAAUUCGUGAUUUUGCGAUUUUACGAUUUUACAUUACAUUCAAAUAAUGACUCGUUUCUUUCUUAACGAUAUUUUUACUGGACUUUGCGAACUCGAUAAUACUCACAAAUGGUUAUAUUCCUUUCUGCAACAAGGAACGCUAAUUAAAGAAAAAAAAUAGAUAAGUCUAAAAUAGGUCUAAUAAAAUACAUCACCAUAUUUUUAUUUUAAUAAAAUUUUCGUCUUCCUAAUUUUUAUAUGAUAACAAAGCUUUCUGUGUGUGUUUUUUUUUUAUUCGCAUCGACUGAAUCUUGCAACAGCUUGUGUAUGUAUAUACAUUUGUUAUAUUCCAAUUUACAUUCACAAUAGAUAUUUAUUUUUGUAUGCGAACACUGAUUAUUUAAUUAAGUAAGCGUCAAAUGGACAAUUAACAUUCCACGAAUGUUAGAAGAUUAAUAUUGGAGAAAAAAACAUAAUUUUGUUGUAAGCCGAGUGAUUUUGUUAAUAAAGAUUAGGACGAGAUUAAUAAAAAGUUGUCGAGAUCAUAGUGAUCUUUUGAAUUUAUAGGAAUUUUAGUGAUUUUAAAUGCAGUUUAUAUAGUAUGUCAUAUAUGGAUAAAGAACAUAUAAAUAAUAGAAAUUAUGAUAAACGAAAUUAUUAUGUAAGAGAUACGAAUGUUUCAUCAGAUAUACUAAUAUGUGCAAAUAUGCAAGGUUACUUGGAAAGUAUCAAUUUAAUGUUGUUCAACAAAUUCGGAGAUUAUUUCUGUUUGCCUUAAAUAUAUAAUUAUUUGAGUAAAAAAUAAUUAUAUGUAUUUUUUCAUAAAAAAUUAUGUUUUGUAAAUUCAUACAUAUGCAAAUAUCCCAUAAAUAAAAAUUUCGAAAUUAAUUUAAGAGAGU